GAAAUUUAUCAAGAUAAUAAGAGAUAUUUUAUGUAACGGUAUAUUGUGCCUGAUAACUGCUCGGAAUUGACUUUGAAAAUCGUCCCACUUCACGAUUCGUCACCGCCACAGUUACGCAGUUGCGUUCCUCUCGCCGAGCGUGUCGAUGCAUUGGUGUAAUUUCGGUGCAAAGAGUGCAAAUAGAACAGAUAGAUCUACUACACACAUGUUGCCUGCAUGUUGUUCAAUUGCUCUGACAGUGUAUCUGCAUCACUGGCAGUAUGCGGUUUUGCCGAAAGAUUAAGAGUCAAGAGAUUGUCGGAGAGCAAACUGCAUGUAGCCAGCUAAAAUAUGACCGCGCAGUUGUGGCAGUAUAUACUAAGGCACUAUAAACGUGAAUAUGCAGUUGAUCGCGACAUCGUGCGGUCUUAUUUUGGAAUCGUUUGAAAUUCGUGCGUAUGAUACUUUGAAGCUUGACCGGAGGAUUAAUUCAAACUCGAAUAAGCAUUUUGCAGUAUGGUGCCAAUCUAGCACAUUUUUAGGAGGAAGUGCAAAAUAGUGGAUCUAAAAGUGUUUAGUGUAAUCUGUUGAAAUAUAAAUCAUGAAAGUCAAUUACAUACAAUUGCCUGUAAAGGCGCAUUAUUUCUUUUUUAUGGCAGCUAUGGGUCCUAUUUUACCAUUUCUACCAGUCUAUGGGAAGCAACUAGGUGUUUCACCAUUAAUUAUGGGCAGCAUCACCGGAAUUUUGCCUAUUCUAUUUCUGAUCGCUAAACCAACCUUUGGCUUCCUCGUGGAUUAUUUCCGUACUUGGAGAAAAUUAAUCUUUAUAGCAUUGCUUGCUGUAACAAGUGGCUGUUACAUUUUUAUGUACUUUUUACCGGUAUUGCCGGGUCCGAUGCUACCUGAUCAUCAUUUUCAAAAUAUUUCUUGCACUUCCUUAUCAGUUUGCGAUAUGGAAUAUCAUACCUCAGCAAUGGCAUCAUGUAACGGAUCAAAAGAUACUACAUGUUAUUGGAUAUGCAACAAUGCAAAUUUUUCUACACAAGUAUCUUUUUAUUCAACUAAAGGAGAGGCAGUCAUUUCACCAGAUACUAUAUGCUUAUUAAAUAUUAAUGAAACGUUGUUGUGUCCAGAAAACACAACAAAUAGUUGCGAUGUUACCUGUGAUAACUUUGAAGAUAAUUAUUGUUUAUAUACAUCUCUUACUUUUUGGGGGUUUGUUCUUUUGAUGUCUCUUGGCAAUAUUGGAUUUAACGUUUCCAACUGCAUUAGUGACGCAAUUUGCUUCGACGUAUUAGGUGAAGGUGGACAAAUGGGAUACGGUAGGCAGCGAGUAUGGGGUACAAUCGGUUUUGGCAUCGCAGCAUUAUUAGCUGGUUAUACAGUUGACUUGUGGUCGCAAGGAGAAAUCUAUAAAACUUACACUCCAGCGUUCCUUCUUGUGCUCGGAUUUACUAGUAUUGAUUUGCUGUGUUGUAGAAAACUUGAAUUGCCACUCAUGUCAGGAUCGACAAGCAUAUUGAAAGAUGUCUGUGCACUUUUGAAAUUGAAGCCUAUCGUUAUAUUUUUAUGUUUUGCUACCCUUGCCGGCAUCCUUGAUAGCUUUAUGAUUUACUUUUUAUUUUGGUACCUAGAAGAUCUUGCUAUGACAACCGGCCAUAUGGGCGAAAUUAAAUUAAUAGAGGGUUUAACAGUAGCUGCGGAGACUCUCGGUGGCGAGAUAAUAUUUUUCUCUUUGUCUGGCAAAAUAUUAAAGAAAUUUGGAUAUGGUUAUACUUUUACAUUCUGCUUUGUAUGCUACGCGUUGCGGCUAGCAUUAAUAUCUUUGGCGCCAACGCCAUGGUGGGUGCUUCCAGUAGAAUUUUUCAUGCAGGGGCCAACGUAUGCACUUUGCUACACGACAAUAGUAGCAUAUGCAAGUGCAGUAUCACCACCUGGGACAUCAGCUACUGUUCAAGGAAUUGUGGCGGGAAUGGAUGAUGGUUUCGGAUUUGCUAUUGGCAGUUUGAUAGGAGGUAUCUUAUACAAGAAAGUUGGUGGCGCAAUAACCCUUAGAAUAUUUUCAAUAGUCGCAGCAUUCUCUGCAUUAAUGUACUUCGUCCUUCAUACUUUGUACUUAAAGUAUAAAACACCAGACACACGAAAUGAAUGGAGAACGCCUGAGGAGGCGCAGAAACAUUGCGAAGUAGCAGAGUUAUAAAAUAAGUGUGUUCAUAAGUUCCGAAUAUUUUAUAUAUGUAUAGUCAUAAAUAUAUAUUAUAAUUUGUGCUAGUUUUGUAUAAAGAAUUUGAUAUGAUUUAUUAUUGUAAUAAUAAAGACAUUUUUUAUUAUUUAAAG
Molecule: messenger RNA, 2316 nt
Organism: Linepithema humile (Argentine ant)
Lineage: Eukaryota; Metazoa; Arthropoda; Insecta; Hymenoptera; Formicidae
Product: major facilitator superfamily domain-containing protein 6
Cellular component (GO): membrane
Molecular function (GO): transmembrane transporter activity
Source: RefSeq, a predicted model, not a curated record